AUGCGUGGCGCUCAACACCACACGCCCUUUGCAAGAUGGCUGGUCACAUGUGUGGAAGAGGUUCUCAUUGAGGAAGAGGCCGAUCUCAUCCGACAAGCUAUCAACGCCCGCUUCAUCGUGAACAAUGACUUAUCGCGCAUCACCGCUGAUACCAACGGAGACACACUACCUGAGAUAUUUUGGUGGCCGCAAUGGCCGAAUCGAGACAUCCUUAGAGAGCUGGCGUGGCGCCUCCCCGACCUUAAGCACGAGGUCGCUCUGGCUUGUAUCGUUGCCAACUACCAAGAUGUGUUUGAUGAGCUACGCGUCUGGCACUCUCAUUGGCAGGCGGAGGUCGCCUGA
Molecule: messenger RNA, 342 nt
Organism: Colletotrichum spaethianum
Lineage: Eukaryota; Fungi; Ascomycota; Sordariomycetes; Glomerellales; Glomerellaceae
Exons: 1
Coding region: 1-342 (113 amino acids)
Source: RefSeq, a predicted model, not a curated record